This is a messenger RNA of Rotaria socialis, 1023 nucleotides long. The record is from the annotation of a GenBank genome assembly. Lineage: Eukaryota; Metazoa; Rotifera; Eurotatoria; Philodinida; Philodinidae.
AUGACGGAAGUAUCUGACAUCAUACGCAAUUUUGAUAAAACUGUGUUAUAUGCAUUUCGUUUUGGAACAUCUGAUAAACUUGUUCAUCUCACUCAAGAAGAGCUUAAUCGUAUUCCUUAUUUAUCCAAUAUUGUGACACAUAAAGAUGAUCUUUUAUCACCGCAAAAUGAAAAUGGUGAAUAUGUAUUGAGCCAUCCAAUAGAGUAUAAUUGGUACAUGGCAAUUUUUCACUCAAUUAUCUCCAGACAACCAUAUACAUUAUUUAACGAACUAGCAGAAGCGAAUAAUAUUUUGGAUGCACUUCAACUCUUUGAUUAUCUAGGCAUCGAUCCAUUUCCUCUACCUCUUCUAAAAGGCAGAUCCUUAGUCCUAUCAAAUCCAGUCAAAGUCAAAAAUGAUGAAGAACGUAUUUUAUAUCAGAAGGCAAAUAUCUCAGAGGCACGGCAGACCGCUGCAGAGUUCAUCAUAGCUCUUAGUAAAAAUGAAUAUGAUUUACAUAAUUUUGACACAGUAAAUAAUAUUUUUUCUUUGGUCAACAUCAUUCUCUCCAAUGCAGCUGUUUUUAAUUCACGGUUUCGUCAUCAUACGUUAAUAGUGGUAAAAGAAUGUUGUUAUUCAUUCUUUUCUAAAAAGCAACAACAUCUACUACCUAACGCUCAACAAAUUGCUAAUCAUAGUAAGAUUGAUACCUUAAUGUAUUUGUACGACGAUGAUAAACCUGUUCCUGAUGAUUUUUCAAAUACGUUUGCUUGGAGAGGUGCCUACGCGUUAAAAGAUCAUCCUAUACCAGAUAAAGCGAAUCCUAGGAAAAGUUUCAUGUGGCCAUUUGAAAAUUUUCUAAUACUUGAGAUGUAUCACAUUAUUACCACCCGUGAAGAAUUGGCUAUUUAUCAGCAUGAACAAUAUCUGAAGCACAAUGAAGCACAAGCAGCUCGAUCAGGACGUUUCAAUACAUUACCUAAACGACCAAAGAUUGACAAAUUCAAACAUCGAUUUAAUUUGAAAGCUCAAAAAUAUCGUUAA